AUGAGCAGCUGCGGCGCCUUCUAUGACAAGCUCAACACUUGUGGCGACGCAAGCAACACGCUCGCAGGUAUUAGCUGCUAUUGUCCACAAACUGUACUGGACAUUCUAGCCGGGUGCCGACAAGAGUGGUGGAACUGCUGGCGUACAACAGCCGUCGACCAGCUCUUCCUUGGUAGCGAGGGCUUGUUCGCCGCGUGGUCGACGGCAUGUGGGGACGCCGACGCAUGGGACGUGCUCAACUACUCGCCGACCACCAUGUCCAUCACGACGCCACUCCUGGUGGAGCAGACCUUCUGCGACGACAUCGCAAGAGACUGCAACCGGCUGACCGUGUCGACCUCCUCGUGCGAGAGCGACUUCAGCGUGACGACAGGCGCCGGCUUCCAGAGCUGUAUGUGUAACGCCGACAUGCUCUACCUGGCGUCUCGGUGUGACAUUGAUGGAAGCAUCAGCUGUUUGCUGCAGACGCCAGUCUCUACCAUGCUCUACUCAUACAUGACGUGUCGUAAUGUUCAGGCCGUCACGACAGGCGUGCGGACGUCAUCGCCGACAUCCUCAACCGCGACGGUGACCAGCACGUAUAGCCCUGCCGCGCCAUCCCCAACGUCAACUGGUGCAACGGCGGUCCCAUCGGCGUCUAGCGAAGGAGGAGGUGUGUCACUUGCAGAGGGCAAUCCCGCGGAAUUGGCCCUCAUGGUUGCAAUCGCCGUGCUGGCAAUUUAA
Messenger RNA from Cladophialophora yegresii CBS 114405, 723 nucleotides. RefSeq lists its product as uncharacterized. Bases 1 to 723 code for a protein of 240 amino acids. The record is from RefSeq and is a predicted model, not a curated record. The transcript is spliced from 2 exons. Lineage: Eukaryota; Fungi; Ascomycota; Eurotiomycetes; Chaetothyriales; Herpotrichiellaceae.